UUGAUGUUUUUCUUUCAGUCGGAAUAUAAAAUAUGAGAUUUCCGAGUGUACCAGAACACAGCAUAGCUUGUACAUCACGUCCCAGUCCUCUGCCUACAGGGGGCGCUACUGACGCAAAUAAGCCUCAUAAAAAGGAAACAUUAUGGACGGGACCUAGGAGUAUAUAUAUAUGUAUAUUUUAUUUUUACUUUUUGGAGGAAAUGUGCUAGUUUCACUUCUAGUUCUGUGACUAAUAUGUCACGAAAGUGACAGUUUUUUGGCUGUUUAUGCACUUCACGCGACACUUCGCCACGAGCCUUAAGUAAAGCAAGGCAGGUCGGUUUGAGUCUUUUUACUCAGUUCUACAUGCUGUUUACGAGGUUUUGCAGCACAAGAAUGUCCACCACUCUCCCCCGCCAUGUUGUCUGGGAGUCAGAGCGCCUAGUGGCCUACCUUCACCCGCGGCCGUGGACGCCCGGCUCCGUGAUCUUGGAGCGCCGCGUGCCCGGAACGAUGGCGGGCAGCAUCUUUCACCUGGAGGAGGCAGAGUAUUUAUCCUGGAUGCUGGGGGCCAAGGCGGUGGCCCAGCUGCUGUGCGACAAGCUCCGGGUGCACAGGUGUGCCCUGGUCACCAGACCCCACGUGGACAGACCUGCUCAGAUACGUGUCCUCCCGUUGCACGGCCUUGAUGCAGAGUGGCGUCCUCACCAGGCAGGAGAGGAGGAGCACCACACCCACGAUCCAGGGUACUGCACCUCCAAGACGGCGCCUCGGUGGAGCGACGCCCGCCUGAAGGAAGUCCAGGCCAGGAUCCGCGCAAAGCUCCCGAACCCGGACGCACCACCCAACCUGACGUUCCUGGGCGACGACCUGUCUCACCCUGGUCUCUUCCCGCGCAUCGUCCGGGGCGAGGAGCCGCAUUGGCGGCUGUGGGAGGACGAGGCACAUGUGUCUUUCCUCACCCCGUUCCCCAAUUUGCCCGGCUUCACCGUGCUCGUGCCGCGCCGUCCUCUGUCCUCCGACAUAUUCGGGCUAGGAGAGAGCGACUACGAGGGGCUGGUGCUGGCCGCCCGCAAGGUGUCUCAUCUCCUGGAGAAGGGUUUGGGGGCGUGGGGCGUGGGUCUCAUCUUCGAGGGCUUCGAGAUCGAUUACGCCCACGCCAAGUUGAUCCCGCUGCUGCAGCUGCCGUCUUCCGGGGAAGGAAAUCACAGCACGCCGCCGGCGCCUCACCAGUGCUUCCUCUCAUAUCCCGGUUACGUCACCUCAGAGGAUGGACCCGGAGCGUCCUUGGAGAGUUUGGAGGAGAUGUAUGCCAAAAUGACCUUAAAGUAGACCUGUUAACAACGAUGAAAUUGUCAUUAAAAGACAU
This is a messenger RNA of Phycodurus eques (leafy seadragon), 1348 nucleotides long. RefSeq lists its product as uncharacterized. Gene Ontology annotation, molecular function: catalytic activity. The coding region runs from base 346 to 1311 and encodes 321 amino acids. NCBI's taxonomy places the organism in Eukaryota, Metazoa, Chordata, Actinopteri, Syngnathiformes, Syngnathidae. The transcript has 3 exons. The record is from RefSeq and is a predicted model, not a curated record.